AUGGACGGUCGCGUAAUACGAGGCGUUCAGCGCGCCGCACUUGAGCAAUGGUCCGAAUUCAUAGCCAAGAGUCUGGCUCACCGCAUAGAUCCCGAGAAGUUCGAAUCCUAUGUUCCAUUUCUCCAAGCAAAGCAUCCGUUGCCGCCAGUUGCCGUCGCCGAUCUCUUCUUACGACCGCAACCUCACAAUCACGAGAGCCUCGACCCUCGAGUCCCACGCUACCUCCAGGUCCUCUCUAGACUGAACUAUAUCGAUACGCCUUCGAUUCUUAAAGCUUUGUACAAGUAUUCGACCUCUCGUGGCCACUCCCGAGAAGCUGGACAAUUGCCCAAUGUCGAAAACCAGACAACAAGCUUCCCACGAUGGGAGAGCUCGUAUGCGGCCGAGGAGGUCAUGUUCUACAGGCUCACCAAGUCUGUAGCACAAGGGACCGCAAUACAAAACACAGGGACGGGUCUUGAGAUCGCCAACGUCAUGGCCAAAUGGAUUGCGCUCUUCACCGACGCCGCCACAGCCUUCACGGUCGAUGUCAUGGGGCAGCUUCACAGUAGCCAGGUAAGAGAAGAGAUGGAAUCGGCGCGUGCCGCAUUCGUAGCUUUGCUUCUCGGGGUGUGCGAAAAUCAGGUUGUUCUCAAGGCUUUGAGUAAACCCGAAGCCCAAGAAAUCAGAAAGGCAUUGUCCGAAAGCCUCGCCAACUUCGUCCCAACCAUCAUGCAAAGUGCUGGCCCUAUCGCGACCCGUCUCGAUAUGUUCCGGACGAGUACGCUAGCAGGCUUUGAGCCAGUCGACGAGCAGAAGAACAAGUCGAAUGCCGAGAUCGAGGACUUGUUUGACUCCACGGUAGCAUUGGAGAACUUUGUAGUGUCUGAGCUACCGAUAGUCAACUCGAGGGCUGGUCUUUACAUAUACUUGAAUGCUGCACUAGUUGGCCGGCCAUUGAUCGAUGAUCUAGCCAUCUUCAACUACUUGAACAAUAGAUACCAGGGCGAUGUACAAUCAACAACUGUUGACCUCAUCCUGGUCUCGUUCGACAUACUGGCCAAUGCCGCCUCCCGCAAUGAAGGGAAACAAGCGGCACAUCUAUUGCGCUCAUUUCUCAUGAAUAAAUUACCGAUUCUGAUUGAAAGUCUGAGCAAGCAUAUGUACGGCCCAGUGAAUGCAGAAUACUGCAUCACGGAAGCUCUCAGCCGCGUCGACACGACCACCUUUCCCACACUAUCAUCAAUGUUCGAUGAAACCAGAAGUAACAAUCCCUUCACAGACUCAGUUCGGGAAGACUUUUGCUGGGCUUGUUGUCUCCACGGCCUAUUGCGGGAAAGCAGUAUUGAAACUCUCCUUGGAGAAACACCCUAUUCAUCCCUUCCAGCAAGCGGGAGAUACGUCAAAGAAAAUCUUGUCGCAGAAUGCCUUGCAGAUCCGGAGAGAAUGCAGGCUCUGAUUGGGGAGCUAGACAGCAAAGAAGGAAACGCCGGCGCCGUGUGCCAAGCUUUGACAGAAGUAAUGGGGCAGCUUUGCAGGAAUAAGGAGACAAUGUCCCUGAAACUAUUAUGCAGUCAGUUGGCGCAGAAGCCAUUGUCUCUUGAUGUCAUGCUGAUGUUCGAGAAACCUGCAACGAUUCUUCAUCCUUUGUGCGACCUUCUGGACAACUGGAAGUACGAUGAGGACCAAGGAGAGUAUCAACCCGUGUACGAGGAGUUUGGCUCAAUUCUGCUUCUCGUUAUGGCUUUCGCAUUUCGAUACGGUCUUUCGGCAUCAGAUAUGGGGAUCAUAUCCUCUGACUCUUUUGUGGCAAGACUACUCGGCCACGGCCACCAAAGUCGGUCUUUGGAAGAGUUAUCAGACCAAGAAAAGGGCCAUUUGGAUGGGUGGAUACACGGCCUCUUUGACUCGGAAGCGGGCGGACUAGGCGAUGAGCUGAUGUCGUCCUGCCCGCCUCAGGACUUCUACUUACUAGUGUCGACUCUGUUUCACAACAUCGUUCUAGCGUUCAGUACAGGACACUUGGCCGAAGAGAGCCUCAGAGGAGGCAUUGAAUAUCUUGUCGAUACGUUCCUUCUGCCAUCCCUCGUCGUUGCGAUCACUUCUCUUGCCAACUCAUUGUGGGUUGAGCGUCCUGACUGCCAAAAGGCGAUUGUCAGGGUACUCAACUCUGUUUUGGCACCAACAUCUAUAUCCAAUGAAGCGCAAGCCAUGCUCUCUUCUGUGAUGAACAUAGUUGCCAAGCCGCUGGAGCAUUCCCUCAGGGCAUACCAACGAUCAGACCCAAAGAGUCAAGAGGUUGAACCGCUUUUAAAAGCAAUCAAAGAUAGUAUCCCACUCUCCAGGAGAACGGGAGCCGCCGACCACCAAGAACUGGACGCUUGGUCAAUGGGAGGAUUCUCUAAUUCUAUCCGACAGACGCUACAGCAAUUGGUGCAGUGGAGCAUUCACCCAACAAUGGACAGGAUGCCUCCCGCGUACACCCAUCGACAGAUGUUGGUGGCGAUGAAACUUCUCGGUGCAAAACGCUUACUGCAGCUCCUUUACGAAGACAUCAGACAACAAACAGAAACGGGCAGCGGGAGCAUCAUUUACGAUGUGGCAACAGCAUUAGUCUGCGCGCCCGACGUGGUGAACACGCCGUCGAACCCGAUCAACUUUAUCGACAAUUCAGGCAAUGUACCGGCUCCCAUCCAGAGGAAGCUUACUCUGCGAGAGGUUCUGAAGUCAGAUGCCGAGGAGUGUAAAAAGCUGCAGAAGGUCGACAUGAACCUUGCCGAGAUUGUUGUGAGGCUGUACCGCAAGGUAGAGACUCAGAUGGCCGUAUCCCAGGCUGAGGUCAUCCAAGCAGACACCAUGCUGCAGACUGAUCUCGGUCUGAGCUUAGACGCUGGCGCAGGCUCACUCGAUGAUGCCAUGGCUGCCGCGGCUGCCAAUGUUGCGCAAGGCGACGGAAUGUCUGUGGACAACGUCAGUCUCGAUCUGGGCCUAGGAGGUGUUGGCGGUGAUCUUGGUCUCGGGGGCUCAUCGAACAAUGGUGGAGGGUCACUGGAUCUCGGUGCCGACGACCUCUUCAGUGGCCUCGGUGCUGGUGACGAUUUUCAAUGGGACAACAUGGACCUAUCUUAG
This is a messenger RNA of Colletotrichum costaricense, 3108 nucleotides long. Its product is annotated as mediator complex subunit Med5. Gene Ontology annotation, biological process: regulation of transcription by RNA polymerase II. The transcript is spliced from 6 exons. Bases 1 to 3108 code for a protein of 1035 amino acids. The record is from RefSeq and is a predicted model, not a curated record. Gene Ontology annotation, molecular function: transcription coregulator activity. Gene Ontology annotation, cellular component: mediator complex. Lineage: Eukaryota; Fungi; Ascomycota; Sordariomycetes; Glomerellales; Glomerellaceae.